Messenger RNA from Zophobas morio, 990 nucleotides. Its product is annotated as serine protease grass-like. Gene Ontology annotation, biological process: proteolysis. Gene Ontology annotation, molecular function: serine-type endopeptidase activity. The record is from RefSeq and is a predicted model, not a curated record. The transcript has 9 exons. The coding region runs from base 1 to 990 and encodes 329 amino acids. Lineage: Eukaryota; Metazoa; Arthropoda; Insecta; Coleoptera; Tenebrionidae.
AUGACACGACUUUCAGAACGCAAGAAUGUACUACAAACUACAUCCAAAGAAGACCUAAUACCGGUUAUCAUCGCUUCAUUAGAAACUCCUUUCUUCCUAAUAGUGGACCUAAUGUAUCCCUUAGGUGGGGGUCAUACGACGGGAACACGAAAACAGUACCAGUUCUCCAAAAACCCUUUAUCGAAAGACCCGACAUGUGGCCCGCCCCACAGAACAGGAACAUGUACCUUAAUAACCGAGUGCCCCUACUUUAUGAACUUAAUAGGACACGCAAACUUAAAAUCAGUACCAGGGCCUGUGUUACACCAGGUUAAAACAAACAUGUGUGGAGAACUGGACCAAACUUACAAAGUGUGUUGUCCUGAAGACAACCGCAAUCUCAGCAGCCACCGGAAUUUCCAUUUGCUACCGUUGACAACGUGUGGGUUCAUCCUUCAUGGGGGCAGAAUUACAAACGGGGACACAGCUACCCCUCGAGAGUUUCCCUGGAUGGCUUUAAUCGCCUACAAAACAGAAGACGAAAACGAAUUUAAGUGCGGGGGGAGCCUCAUCACCAGAAACUAUGUUUUAACGGCGGCCCAUUGCGUAGAUGAUAAAUCCGUGCUGGGUAUUCGUCUGGGGGAGUACGACAUAUCGCUAGAGCACGAGUACAAAAUAAUAAUUCAUAAAAAUUAUAACCCUUCCACUUACAUCAACGACAUAGCUUUAGUUCGACUGUUAGCUCCAGCAAACACCGAAAAUGCUAAUGUAAAACCUAUCUGUUUACCAACCGGUGACCUACUCAAAGCAAACUUAGUCGGAAAAUACUUGACGUUAACCGGGUGGGGUAUCACCGAAUCAGGUCAUAAAAGUAUGAUUUUGAAGAAAGUUUCGGUUCCAGUGGUUCGACUAAGUGCAUGUCGAAGGGCGUACGGGAAACAGACUCUACAUCCGAAGAAACAGAUUUGUGCUGGUGGGCACGAUUCUGGAUUCUUAAAUUAUGGGGGCUGA